Molecule: messenger RNA, 552 nt
Organism: Auanema sp. JU1783
Lineage: Eukaryota; Metazoa; Nematoda; Chromadorea; Rhabditida; Rhabditidae
Source: the annotation of a GenBank genome assembly
AUGAAGAGAGUGCUCACUUUUUGCUCAGGGAACAAGGGUAAGAUAGCUGAAGUUAAUGCCAUACUGAGUGAGCACUAUGAGAUCAAGCAUGUAGAUAUAGAUCUAGACGAGUAUCAGGGAACACCUGACUAUGUAGCUGAACGAAAGUGUCAACAAGCUGCUAAGUUACUGAAUGGACCUGUUUUGGUUGAGGACACAAGUUUAUGCUUUAAUGCUAUGAAUGGAUUACCUGGUGUAUAUAUCAAAUGGUUCUUGAAAGGAGUAGGGCGUGAGGGACUAUAUAAGAUGCUAGAUGGUUUCGAAGACAAAACUGCUUAUGCUCAAUGCAUUUUCGCAUACACCUCAGGGGUUGACCAACCCGUCAGUCUUUACAAAGGAAUCUGUGAUGGAUCUAUUGUUCAACCAAGAGGACCACCUGACUUCGGAUGGGAUCCUGUGUUCGAACCAAAAGGUUUCAAUCAGACCUUCGCCGAGAUGGAUUCAAAAGUGAAGAAUACGAUAAGCCAUCGAGCCAAAGCCUUGGAUGUGUUAAAAUCAUCGUUGUUGAUUUAA